Molecule: messenger RNA, 2134 nt
Organism: Labrus bergylta (ballan wrasse)
Lineage: Eukaryota; Metazoa; Chordata; Actinopteri; Labriformes; Labridae
Gene: rassf7a
Product: Ras association domain family member 7a
Biological process (GO): signal transduction
Source: RefSeq, a predicted model, not a curated record
AGGGAAGGAGGAGGGGUUGAGACAGACACAGAGAGAGAGAGAGAGAGAGAGAGAGAGAGAGAGAGAGAGAGGACUCCAGCAGUCUCUCAGAUCUUGGCUGUGCUGAGGACAGCGCAGAAGAAGUACAUUCCUGAGGCAGCAAGCGAGGAGAGGACAGCAAGAUAGAGUGGAGACCUCACGACAUCCUUUAAAUUUCUCUGUUGACCACGUUCGACUGCCUCUGACCUCUGCUGGACCUGCACGCUCCUCACACACACACACACACAGACACACACUCUCUCUCGCUCAUUCGCUGCCGCUCUCGCAUACUGGCCGCACAACCGGCUUUGCUGCUCUGUAAGGAGUGAAGGAUUUCCCUGUGACUGAGAAAAAGCGACAGAGAGAAUUAAAACUGCUGAAGAAAAGGAUACAAUCCUCUUGCUGGAGCCAGUGCGAUGCAGUGUUGAGUAAAGUGAAGCUGAAGUCACUGUUUUAAGACCGUCUAAACCCUUCAUCCCCGUCCUGCGUGGUCCCAGAUGGAGCUCAAAGUGUGGGUGGACGGAGUGGUGCGGGUGGUGUGCGGCCUGUCUGAGGAGACUUCCUGCCAGGAUGUAGUCAUAGCUCUGGCUCAGGCCAUCGGUCAGACAGGCCGGUAUGUCCUGAUACAGCGUCUAAGGGACACAGAGAGGCAGCUGCUUGCCACAGAGAAGCCUCUGGAGUCCCUGGCUAAGCUGGGCCAACAUGGCAACGAGGUUCAGUUCUUCCUGCGUCGCACCGGCCCAAGUAGCAGUGAUGCACCUGGCUCACAACAAGACAAACCAACUCCCCUCCCUCUGCCCAAGCACCCCGAGCCUGAGAAACGCAGCCAGCCUAAGAAAGCGCUCACCUUCAACCUGGGGCCAUCCACCUCCCCUAGAACCAAAGCCAAACAGUUUAAGAGAUCUCCUCGGGACUCUCCGGAGCAAAGAGCCUCCCCCUCUCCUUCACCAAGUUCCGUUUCCUCUCAUGUGCCAUCCCCCUCUCCCUCUCCCACCCCACCUAUAGGCCCAUCCAAAGAGGAGGUCUUCAGAAAGGUUCUUCAGCAACAGGAGAGACUGAGGGCUUUUGAGGCCCAGUUAGAAACCCUGGAAAGGGAGUCACAUUCCUGGGAGCGUCCCCACCCUUCUCCGUGUCCCUCACCUGUGUCUGACGCUCGGUUGCAGGAAGAGAUGAACGCUCUGGAGAUAGCGAUGCGGAGGAACCAGGCUGAGCUUGCACACGAGCAGUACUGGGAUGAGGAGCUUCAGGCGGAGGUGGAGAGGGAACAAGGGAUGAGGAGGAAGCUGGGGGAGCUUCACGCACAGCUGGACGAAUGCGGCCGGCGGCUGCACGAGUUCUCCGUUCGCUCCGCUCAGCUGGAGCAGGAGAUCCAGCGGGAAAGCCAGGACGAAGGGAAAGCGAACAGACCAGAGGAGUCCCUCGAUGCGAUAAAGGCAGAGCUCCAGAGCCAGGAGCAUCAUGGGACAGAGCUGGUGGAGCGGUUAUCUGAGACUGACAAGGCUCUGGGGAAGGCAGAGUCUCUGCUGCAGGCCAAACAGGAGGAGCUGGAGGAGUUGAAUAAGGAGCUGAGGCAGUGUAACCUGCAGCAGUUUAUACAGCAGGCGGGUGUCCUGCCAGCGCACUCAAACUCACGCACAGAUCUUCAGGAGCAACUGGAGCAGCUAGAACUGGCACAUCUUCUGCAGGAGGGAUACACUAAUGGGGGCCACAGUUUACUUCAAGUGGACUCCCCGCCUCGCCCCACUGCCAAACAGUUCCUGGGACAUCCCCGCAACCUGCAAAACCCUCUAGUGUCCAGUCUCAACCCUGAGGUCCUGACAUCCCGCGAGUCGUCAUGGAGAUAAAACAUGGACCACAUGGCCACGGGAAAACAUGUUCACUGUUCUGUCACCGUCACCUCUUAUUUAACCCUUCACUUUGUAACUCAUUAUUUAAUCCUCUUUGAUAUACAUAAUGUAUAUAAAUAAGACAAAUAUAUUUACAGAGUUUUGCUACUGUAAACACUGCAAUAUCUGUAUGAAAUGUAAAAUAAUUUAGAGACAUUUGACUUAGAGCAAUUAUUACUAUGACUAUGUAUUUAAAGAUAAUAAAAUUGUGUAUUGUGUUUUAGAUCAUC